AUGAAGCGACUUUGGCUCGCGCUUCUGACCGCGUUGCUAUGGCAAUGCAGCUAUGCCCAGCAGAGAGGACUGUUCCCGGCGGUGUUGAACCUGGCGUCCAUGGCAGACAUAUCCGCUAAUGCUACCUGUGGUUUCCUGGGACCAGAGAUGUUCUGUAAGCUGGUGGAACAUGUUCCAGGCCAGCCUAUUAGAAACCCUCAGUGUCGAAUCUGCAACCAAAGGAGUAGAAACCCAAUUGAACAACAUCCCAUAGAAUAUGCCACAGAUGGGACUAACCGUUGGUGGCAAAGUCCCUCUAUCAAGAAUGGAAUGAUGUACCACUACGUGACGAUCACUCUGGACUUAAAGCAGGUUUUCCAGAUCGCCUAUAUGAUCCUAAAGGCAGCCAACUCACCGCGCCCAGGUAAUUGGGUCUUAGAGCGUUCCAUAGAUGGUGUGACCUUUGAUCCCUGGCAGUACUACGCCAUCACAGACACAGAGUGCCUGACAAGGUUCAACAUUAAUCCACGGACUGGAACUCCAUCCUACACCAGAGAUGAUGAAGUUAUCUGCACAUCUUAUUAUUCAAAGAUUCAUCCUCUGGAGAACGGAGAGAUCCACACAUCUUUGAUCAAUGGCCGGCCCAGUGCAGCUGACCCAUCCCCGACCCUGUUGAACUUCACCUCCGCCCGCUACAUCAGGCUGGUGUUUCAGCGAAUCAGAACACUGAACGCCGACCUCAUGACUCUGACACUCCAUGACACGAAAGAUAUGGAUCCCAUCGUGACGAGACGGUACUACUACUCUAUUAAGGACAUCUCAAUUGGAGGGAUGUGUAUCUGUUAUGGCCACGCCAAAGCUUGUCCACUCGACACUGCGACAAAGAAGUUUAGCUGUGAAUGUGAACACAACACAUGCGGGGAGAGCUGUGAUCACUGUUGCCCUGGUUACCACCAGCAGCCCUGGAUGGCAGGAACCUUCCUCACUCGACAUGUCUGCGAGAAGUGCAACUGUCACGGUAAGGCAGACGAGUGCUCCUUUAAUCAGACCGUAGCAGAUCUGUCACUCAGCCUGAACAUCCAAGGUCAAAACAGAGGAGGUGGAGUUUGUAUUGGUUGCCGCGACAACACAACUGGAAUCAACUGUCAGACAUGCGUUGAUGGAUACUACAGACCUGCUGGGGUGGGCGCUGAGGAGGAGGACCCCUGCAUCCCGUGCACAUGUGACUCGCUUGGUUCGAUCAGCCAAUCAUGUGUCGCAGAUUCAAGCCAGGCUACGCCCAUUCAGCCAGCAGGGUCAUGCCGGUGUAAGGAGGGUUUUGGGGGUCUGCGAUGUGACAGGUGUGCUGUUGGUUAUAUAGGCUUCCCGUCCUGCCAGCGCUGUAACUGCAGUGUGGAAGGAAGCACCAACGAUGACCCAUGUAUAACACCCUGCGUGUGCAAGGAAAACGUGGAAGGAGAAAACUGUGACCGCUGUAAACUGGGGUUCUAUAACCUCCAAGGUGACAAUCAACGUGGCUGCGAAAAGUGCUCCUGUAUGGGAGUUUCCAGUCAGUGCUCUGCUUCCACAUGGACCUAUCACAACGAGACCACUCUGACAGGCUGGCACUUGCUUGGAGAAACAGGAGGAAGAGUGUGGUCCGUUCACAGACAGACGCCUCCGUAUCUCAGCGUCCGACACUCGGACGUUGAGAAUGAUCUUGGCUCCGCCUACUACUGGAACGCACCUGAUCUAUACCUGGGAAACAAGCUUUCAGCCUAUGGAGGGAGUUUGGUUUCCACUGUGUCUUAUACCACAGACCAACAAGAGCAGGUGGCCAUAAGAGUGACCUCACAACCUGACCUGGUUAUUGAGGGAGGUGGGAUCAAGAUUAUUGACAGACGGUUUGGCCAGCCAGUGUACCCGUCCUCGCCGAGCACCAAUCGCAUUGCUCUCCUUCCAGAGAAUUUCGUGGUUUCAGAGAGCGCACAGACGAUUAGCCGGAGGGAUUUCCUGUCUGUGUUGGCCAAUGUGACCAGAGUGAUGGUGCGGGCCUCUUAUAGCACGGAACCCAGCGCUGUGUACAGACUCCACUCAUUCUCAAUGCAGGUAGCUAAUCCCUUUGCCAGUGGAGAGAGCAGAGCAUCAGCUGUAGAGAACUGCUCUUGUCCUCCUGGAUACGCUGGAACUUCCUGUGAGGCGUGUAUUCCCUGGUUUCGGAGGGUUAACGGAAAUCUGUACAAUGGUGUGUGUGAAGCUUGUCAUUGCCAUGGACACACGUCUCAAUGCCACGAGCUCACAGGACACUGCCUGGACUGCUCCCACCACACCACAGGCCCACACUGUGACUCCUGCCUACCUGGUUAUUAUGGCAACGCCACCCGGGGGUCACCUGCAGACUGUCAGCCCUGCGCCUGCCCACUCAAUCUUCCAAGUAACAAUUUCAGCCCCACCUGCCACCUCGAUGAAGAAGGGGAGCUGCUGUGCGACCAGUGCCAACCUGGAUACACAGGACCACAAUGUGACAGAUGUUCCAACGGAUACUACGGCCAGCCCGCUGUGCCAGGGGGAUCCUGCCAGCCUUGUGAUUGCCAUGGCAACCUGGACCUAUCCACACCUGGCAGCUGUGAUCCAAUCACGGGCCGGUGUCUGCGCUGUCGUCAAGGUUAUGGCAGCGCGUCUUGCGACAGUUGCGCUGACGGUUACCAUGGAGAUGCCAUCAUCGCGAAAAACUGCCAGCCCUGUCAGUGCCAUUCUAAUGGCUCUGUAUCUGAGGUCUGCAAUAAGGAGACUGGACGGUGCCAGUGCAGAAAAAAUGUGGUUGGACGACAGUGUGACGAGUGCAUCCCUAACUGCUGGUGGGAUGCUGAGCGUCAGGAUUGUAUUCCCUGUCGCUGCAGCCCCCACGGCUCUAUGUCUCAGCGCUGUGACAUCGAGGGCCGCUGCAUCUGUCGCCCCGGCUUUGUGGGCCAACGCUGUGACCUGCGUCGCCAAAGUUACGAGAGGCGCGAAACCCGCAGGCCGGUGGAGCGGGUUCCCAUAGAAGUCGCUCAGCAGAGAUGGGGGGGGUCCUCCCGCACGGGGGGUUGUCCCAGGGGGGCAUACAGGCCUAAGACAGGGUCCCAGACCCACGGCAUUAGCACAGGUGGAGUGUGUGUCCCGUGUCACUGCAACUCAUUUGGUUCCAAGUCAUUUGACUGUGAUGAAACCGGUCAGUGUCGGUGUCAGCCGGGCGUCACCACACCCAAAUGUGACCGGUGCGGACGAGGAUUCUUCAACUUCCAGGAGGGCGGCUGCACACCGUGCCAGUGCAGUCAUGUGGGGAAUAACUGCGACACCACCACAGGACAGUGCAUCUGUCCUCCAAACACUAUCGGUGAGAGGUGUGACUACUGUGCUCCCAACCACUGGGGCCAUGAUAUCAUAACUGGAUGCAAGGCGUGUGGUUGCAGUGUGAUCGGCUCAGUGACCCAGCAGUGUAACGUCAACACCGGCUGCUGCAUGUGUCGCGACUCCUUCAGAGGAGAGAAAUGCAACGAAUGUCGAAUUGGAUACAGAGACUUUCCUCAGUGCACCGAGUGCGAGUGUAACGUCUCCGGAUCGGACAGCCAGACCUGCGACCAGGAGAGAGGAGUGUGCGCCUGCGCGGAUCGAACUGGACAGUGUAGCUGCAAGGCAAAUGUUGAAGGAGACAACUGUGACCGCUGUAAGCCAGAAACGUUUGGGUUGUCUGUACGAAACCUGCGUGGCUGCAGCAACUGCUACUGUUACGGACUGACACGCUCCUGCACAGAGGCGCGAGGACUCAUCAGGAUGUGGUUGGCGCUGAGGCCUGAGCAGACGGUGCUGCCCCUGGUGGAUAAAUCCAACACUGUGGAGACGAGGAGAGGAGUGAGCUUCCAGCAUCCGGAGAUCCUCGCUCACACGGAGCUGGUCACCUCAACACUCUCUGAACCCUACUACUGGAAACUGCCAGAGCAGUUCAGAGGCUCAAUGAUCACAGCAUAUGGUGGGCAGCUGAAAUAUGCAGUGUACUACGAGGCCAGAGAUGAAACUGGUCCUUCAUCCUAUGAGCCUCAGGUCAUCAUUAACGGCGGUCCCACCCGCAACAUACUGAUGACCCGCAACAUACCGGGACUCCAGAUGGGCCAGCUCACUCGCCACGAGAUCGACAUGACAGAGCAUGAGUGGAAGUACGCAGAUGGCAGGUCCAUGACUCGAGAGGACUUCAUGGAUAUUUUGUUCUAUGUGGACUACAUCCUAAUUAAGGCAUCACACGGCAACUUGAUGAGGCACAGCCGUAUUUCAGAGAUCAGUCUCACAGUGGCCGAGGAAGGCAGACCCACCAAAGAGAGCGAGGAAGCACAUCAGAUAGAGAAGUGCGAGUGUCCAGUCGGAUACUCUGGACUUUCUUGUGAGGAGUGUGCUGCAGGUUUCUACCGUCUUCGCGCCGGUUCCAUGACAUCUGCUUCAGCGUCCAGACUGCCGACCGCUGCCGGCAUGGGCAGCUGUGUUCAGUGCCAAUGCAGUGGGCACUCUUCCACCUGUGACCCUGAGACAUCCAUAUGCCAGAAGUGUCAAGACAACACAGAGGGUGAUCGGUGUGAACGCUGCUCUCCGGGAUUCUACGGUGUGGUCCGAGGUUCCCAUGACGACUGUAAACCGUGCGCCUGUCCCCUCACCAAUGCAGAGAACAAUUUCAGUCCAACUUGUGUAACGGAGGGACAUGAUGACUACCGAUGUACAGCCUGUCCUGAGGGAUAUCAGGGCAAAUACUGUGAGAGGUGUGCUACUGGUUACCAUGGUAACCCGCAGAUGCCAGGUGGCCACUGCAAGGAGUGUAAGUGUUCCUUAUGGGGGGCGCUGCCUGGACCAUGUGACCCUGUCACAGGCCAAUGCCUCUGCAGGGUCGGGGCAUCGGGGAAAUCGUGUGACCAGUGCAUGGACAGGCAUGUGUGUGGACCAGCUGGGAUCAUCUCCUGCGAUGAUGAGUGCUCGGGUCUGUUGAUCAGUGAUAUGGACCGCCUCCAUCGCAUAAUCACUGAUGUCACCCUGACCACACCCCUCCCACCGCCGUAUAAAGUGUUGUACCGCUUCGAGAACAUGACCGAGGAACUCAAGCACAUGCUGUCACCUCAGAAAGCUCCGGAGAGAUUACUGCAACUGGCCGACUCCAACCUUGGAUCACUGGUCGUUGAGAUGGACCAACUACACAGCAGGUCCACCAAGGUAUCUGCUGACGGAGAGCAGGUGGAGGAUGAUGCUGACAGGAUUCAUAAACGAGCUGAGGACCUGGAGCAGUUCAUCAGGGACACACUGCUGGGAGCUCAAGACCUCCAGUCGAAGGCUGCAGACUUGAACCAGACACUCUCGAGGAGAGAUGGAACUCCAGAAAAAAGCCUGAAGGAGAUGAAGGAGGAGAUCCAGGCCAUGCUAGCCGAGAUGAGAAAACGACAACUGGGAGGGAAGAAGAGCAUCGCAGAGGAAGAGAUGGACCUAGCAGAGGAGUUGUAUCAGAAAGUGAAGAGAUUAUUUGGCGACCCCCAUCAGGCCACAGAAGACCUCAAAGCAGAGAUAAAAGAGAAGCUGUCAGACCAUGAGGGGAAGCUGCAGGACGCCCAGGACCUGCUCCACUCCGCCCAGGGAAAGACGAGAGAGGCCGGCUCACUGGCUGAACAAAACCAAGCUAACCUCACAGCCCUGGAGAGAAAGCGCUCUGCAGUGAGCGGGGUGAGACAAGAAGCACAGGAGGUUCUCGGAGAAGGAGAACGUCUGCUGGAUGAAGCAAACCAGCUUUCUGACAACAUCAACAAGGAAAUAGAGGACUUGGAGGAGAUGGGUAGAGAGCUCGGUCCUCUUCAUGACCAGCUGGAUGAUAAAGUCAGUCACCUCACCGGUGGUUUAGGGGAUGGCAGUCUGGCCAAUCACGUCCACGACGCAGAGGAACACGCCAAGCAGCUCAACGAAUCUGCUGCCAUUUUGGAUGGUAUUUUGGCUGAAGCUAAAAAUCUCUCCUUCAACGCAACAGCUGCCUUCAAGGCCUAUAGUAACAUUAAAGCAAACGUUGAUGCAGCGGAGAAGGAGGCGAAGGCAGCCAAACAGAGGGCAAGCGAGGCACUUGCACUGGCUUUAGAUCCAGAGGUCCCAGUAAAGGAAGCCGCUCAAGUGGCCCAUCAGAAGAGUCACAGACUGCUAAACCAAGCUAAACAACUUCAAAAUGAUGUCAAAGAGAAUGCAGAUGGUGUGGCGGGGCUGAAGGGCAGAGUUAAAGCAGCGAGAGACAAAACCAAAGACCUGCUGAAAGCUGUCAACGGAACCAUGGCAACGCUCAACGCGAUCCCCAAUGACACAGCAGCUCAGCUAGCAGCCACGAAGGCCGUAGCAGCAGAUGCUAACGCCACGGCCAUCGACGUCCUGGAGCGCCUCGGGGAUUUGAACCUGCAACUCCACGGCCUACAGAGGAACUACACCGAGCUGGAGGACACGGUCAAUGCAGCCAAUCAGAUGAUCCAGGACCCAGAAAAAAACACCAUCAUCCACGCUGCAGGAGCUAAAGUGAAGGAUUUAGAGGAUGAAGCCGACAGGCUCUUGGAGAAGCUGCAGCCAAUCAAACAGCUGCAGGACAAUUUAAGGCGUAACAUCUCGCAAAUCAAGGAACUGAUCAACCAAGCUAGGAAACAAGCUAACUCAAUUAAAGUGUCAGUGUCAUCAGGUGGUGACUGUCUCCGUAGUUAUCGCCCUGAUAUCAGGAAAGGGAGGUACAAUACCAUCAUCCUUAAUGUUAAAACCACCACACCCGAUAACCUGCUCUUCUACCUGGGAUCAGCCAAAUAUGUGGAUUUCCUUGCCUUAGAGAUGCGUAAGGGGAAGGUGAAUUUCCUCUGGGACGUGGGUUCAGGUGUGGGGAGGGUGGAAUAUCCUCAUCACACCAUCAAUGAUGGGAACUGGCACAGAAUAGAGGCGUCUCGUAAUGGGUUGAAUGGCACCAUAUCAGUAUAUCCUCUGGAAGGCUCUAUGGCUGGUAGGAUGCCGACCCCGGCCAGUGCCAACUCGCCCACGGCCUUCACCAUCUUGGACGUCGACCAGAAUGCCUACCUGUUUGUAGGAGGAAUACUCGGCACUGUCAAGAAGGCAGAUGCCGUACGAACGACAACGUUCACCGGCUGCAUAGGGGAGACCUUCUUGGAUGGGAAACCUAUUGGACUGUGGAACUACAGAGAGCGACAUGGAGACUGUAAAGGAUGUGUUGUCAGCCCGCAGCGUUCAGAUAGUGAGGGCACAGUCCAGCUGGACGGCGAGGGCUACGCCGCAGUGCGACGGCCCACCAGGUGGAACCCCAAUAUUUCCUCCGUGACCUUUAAGUUCCGCACAUUUUCCUCAGAAUCUCUGCUCAUGUAUUUGGCCACUGAAGAUAUGAAGGACUUUAUGUCCCUGGAGCUGUCAGAGGGCAAGGUGAAGGUGAACUUUGACCUCGGGUCAGGAGUUGGCAGUGCCGUAUCAGCUAACCGCCACAAUGACGGGCGCUGGAAAUCCCUCACCAUGUCAAGAAACAAGAAACAAGCCACGGUGACCAUAGUGGACAUUGACAGUGGUGCUGAGGAGAAGAUAGUGACCUCGUCUCAGGGCUCAGCUGCUGGUCUGAACCUCAGGGAGAACCAGAAGAUCUAUUUUGGAGGGCUGCCUAUCAUCGGAAACUACAGCAUGACAGCCAGGUCAGAGGUCACUUUGAAGCGGUAUGCUGGCUGUCUCCGGGAGAUUGAAAUCUCCAGGACUCCCUAUAGUCUCCUCAGCAGUUCAGAUUAUACUGGGGUCACUAAAGGAUGUAAUGUAGAGAACCUGUAUACAGUCAGUUUCUCGAAGCCGGGGUACAUGGAGCUGGGGGGUCUGUCGCUAGCGGUCGGCACAGAGAUCAGCCUGUCAUUCAGCACUCUGGCAGACACUGGGACCAUCAUGCUGGCAGUAGGCGGAGCUCCACCAAUCGGCCAGCAGCUCCGAAACACGAACCUCCUGAGCUCCAAGAGGAGACGCAGGCAGUCGGGAGAGCCCUACCUCUCAGUCUUGCUGAACAAAGGCUCUCUGGAGGUCUUGUUGUUCACCGGCAGCCACAGUCUGCGUCGUGUCAUCAGACGACCUGAGCACGGCGUCCUGAAUGAUGGGAUGGAGCACUCGCUGCGCAUAGAGAGGCUACCUGGCAGAUCUUUUGCAGUUCAGGUGGAUGAGGAGCCCAAGAGGGAGGCAGCGCUUCCCAACGACCAGCCAGUGAGCUUGCAGCGCAUCUUCCUCGGUGGUAUUCCUGCUGCCGUAGAACAGACCUCCAACAGAGCCAACGUCCCAUUCCAGGGAUGUAUAUGGAACCUCAUGGUCAACGCUGUCCUCUCAGAUUUCUCCCUGCCUGUGUCCUUCGAGAAUGCCGAAAUCGGCCAGUGCCCCAACCUCGCCCCUCCGCCACAUCUACCGUAUCUGCCAGAACAAGAGGAACUCGAGAAGGAAAAGGAAGAGUCGAAGCCUUUCAGUCCUCCACGGAUCCCAACCACAGUUACACCAGCUCCAGGUCCUCCUGCCGAGGCCACGCCCCCUGCCGCACCUGCUGCCACACCCACUGCUGCUGCAGCCCCGCCCACUGCUAAACAGGAGCCCAUCUCUGACUCGGAUUCAUGUGCAUCAGCUGUGGCCCCGACAGAACUCGAGAAGGCCUAUCAAUUUGGACUGACCAGGAACAGUCACAUGAGAUUUGCUUUUGAUGACACAAAAGUCAGAGAGAGGCUAAUAUUGGAGUUUGAGUUGAGGACGAAGGAGGAGUCUGGUCUUGUUCUCUACAUGGCAAGAAUCAACCAUGCAGACUUUGUUACCAUCCAGAUCAAAGACGGACAGGUUUGUCUAGGUUAUGAUCUUGGUCAUGGAAACAUAUCUGGCUGCGUCCCCUUCUCCAUAAAUGAUGGGAACUGGCACAAGAUUCGUGUGAGUCGGAACAAGCAGAGAUGUUUACUUAUAGUUGAUGGGCGAUACAGUAAACAGAUGAUCAGUCCAAAGAAGGCUGACCUGCUGGACGUGGUUGGAAUGCUGUAUGUUGGUGGAUUACCACAAAACUACACCAGCAAGAGAAUAGGACCGAUUCUCUACAGUAUCAAUGGAUGUAUCCGUGAGUUUAAGAUGGUUGGAAGGGCGGUAAGCACCAAGCCUGCAGCUACAGGUCGCUCUGAGGCAGUUGUUGAGGACUUUAAAUUGAACAUGGCCACGCCCACUUCCAGUCACAUGAUAGGAAGAUGCUUUGUUGCCACUGAGGCUGGAACCUAUUUUGAAGGCACUGGCUACCUGAAAGCAGUCUCUUCUUACAGAGUGGGUCUGGAUGUGUCGAUAGCAUUAGAGUUCAGGACCAGCAGAACCAGCGGAGUGCUUUUAGCCGUCAGUAACCAAGCAAACGAUGGAUUGGGACUAGAGAUCGUGGAGGGAAAGCUGCUCUUCCACGUUGACAACGGAGCUGGGCGGAUUACAGCGGAACACACGCCUGAGGGAGAGGGCUUCUGCGACGGCCAGUGGCACUCCGUCACUGCCAAGAAGCUUCGCCACAGGGUGGAGCUGCUGGUCGACGACAACCAGAGCCAAGCGGAGAGUCCCAACGCACGCUCCAACACCUGCGACACAAACGACCCCAUCUACGUUGGAGGAUAUCCGGAUGGAGUUCGCCAGGCAGCUCUCUCUACCAGGACUUCCUUCAAAGGUUGUUUGAGGAACCUGAAGAUCACCAAAGCUUCUAAGACCAUGGAAGUGCAGUUCAACAAGGCUCUAGAGAUUAAAGGAGUCCAGCCUCUGUCCUGUCCUGCAGUAGCUGCCUAACCGGUACCACAGAGCUUCCUUUGUUGUUUGCCUAAUACAUUACUGUCUUGGUCUUUGAACCUGCACUGGGCACAAUGUUUGUAUCAAUGAAUAAACACACCGUAAUGUGUGCAGGUGUGGGGUCCAACAAGUAGGUCAUAUCACAGGAACUCUAUACGUCAAAAUGCUUCCUUUCAAAAACUGUUUUUCUUCAAUUAGUUAAGCAAGAGUUUGGAGGCCCGAUUGGCUCUUCAGUGAGUUCAGAGGUUUGGUGCUCGUACCACAGAAUUAGUGCCAGACGCUCUCUGAUCGAGGCUGUAGCCAAACUAAUAAGAGCGACACAACAGGCAAAGUUACCUGGUGCAGUUUUCAAUGACGAGAAAACCUUUUCUUCAAAGUUCACCCUCACAUUUGCAGUUUGAGCCUUUAUGUCCAGUGUGAGAUUGGUCAAUACAUAUAUCCUGGUUUCAAAUUGAGAACUCAAACCGUUUUUAAAUGUGUGUUUUGUCUGCUAUGCAAUGUUCAUUUUAAGACCUAUGCUGUUGUUACAGGUGCCAACAGUAUUCAAGCUAAUUACAUUCUGUAAUAUGUGCGAGCAUUAAAUCUGAUUUGUUUUUCAGUGGAGUUCCUCAGAAGUCUUGAAUCUUUCAGUUAUAUCAUUUUACCCUCGUUGCAUAAGCUUCUUUGGAAGAGAAUGGAAAAUUACAAUUUUAAAGAUUGUGUGUGUCUUCUACAUGUGUCCUUCAUAAACCUUGUUCCCUGAGAUGUUGUUGAGAAAAUCUAAAUCAUUUGUUCACUUUUUUCAUAUCAGCAUCCAAACCAUAGAAGUCAAACUUCUUUUCAGCCUCGGGUCAGCUAGAAAUCACAAAAUCACAGGUGCAAUAUUCCUUUAACAUUCCACACUUCUAUCAAUUGAUUUGAUUGCUAUCAUUGAAAAUUGUCAUACAGGCUUGAGCGCGUGUUGCUUUUCUGUAAUAUUAAAAGGUACAAGGUUUCUUUCGGACACUAAUGGUGGUGCAUGUUCUGCAUGGUGUGGCUGAAAAUACUUCAGC
This is a messenger RNA of Cyclopterus lumpus (lumpfish), 10823 nucleotides long. RefSeq names its product laminin, alpha 2 (gene lama2). Gene Ontology annotation, molecular function: extracellular matrix structural constituent; signaling receptor binding. NCBI's taxonomy places the organism in Eukaryota, Metazoa, Chordata, Actinopteri, Perciformes, Cyclopteridae. The transcript is spliced from 75 exons. Bases 1 to 9792 code for a protein of 3263 amino acids. Gene Ontology annotation, biological process: cell adhesion; regulation of cell migration; regulation of cell adhesion. Gene Ontology annotation, cellular component: basement membrane. The record is from RefSeq and is a predicted model, not a curated record.